Molecule: messenger RNA, 663 nt
Organism: Beta vulgaris subsp. vulgaris (sugar beet)
Lineage: Eukaryota; Viridiplantae; Streptophyta; Magnoliopsida; Caryophyllales; Amaranthaceae
Exons: 1
Coding region: 1-663 (220 amino acids)
Source: RefSeq, a predicted model, not a curated record
AUGGCCGACUAUUGCAAACAACUCAAGGUCAUCUCCGAUCAACUCUCCAACGUCGGCAACCCGGUAUCCGAUCAAAAGAUGGUUCUUCAACUUGUUGCGGGUCUUACCAAAGGUGAGUACGACACUAUUGCCACCUUAAUCCAACAAUAUGAUCCCUUGCCUAGUUUUCACAAGGCCCGGUCACAAGUAAUCUUGGAAGAAACUCGUCGAUCUCGCCAAGAUGAUCACACCCAACAUACCCUUGUCACUACUCCCGACACCACCACCACUCCCACCUACUCUCAACCGAAUUCUUCUCACCAGGGUGGGGGCAAGGGUGGGAAAGGCAAAGGCAAAGGGGGGUGGAAAAACGGUAAAGGCAAAGGCAGAGGAAAACAAGGCAGCCCAAAUUUUGACCCUUAUGUUACCGAUUUUGAAAUCCCACAACAACAAAUGGCCCAACAACCUGCUCCUUACAUCAACUGGACCGAACCGCUUCAAGGAUGGGCCGCACCUCCGUGUCCGUAUCCUACAGGACCCCAGCACGGGUCCACUGGUUUCCAUCAUCAGUCCUCCCUCCUUGGUAAUGGGUCGCGCGUCAGCAACCCGGGCCACCUCAGCAGGCCCCUCAUCAAGCCUACAUUCAUUAAAUGGGUCCUGGCAGCAGCUCUUAUGGCCCCUUGA